This is a messenger RNA of Ictidomys tridecemlineatus (thirteen-lined ground squirrel), 3620 nucleotides long. The record is from RefSeq and is a predicted model, not a curated record. Lineage: Eukaryota; Metazoa; Chordata; Mammalia; Rodentia; Sciuridae.
UGAUCUUCUCUACUUCCCUCCAUCUUUAUAACCUUCAGUUCUACCUUCCCUUUCUACAGUGUCCCCACACCCUCCUCUGAGACAUCAUGUUCAACUCGAUGACCCCACCACCAGUCAGUAGCUAUGUUGAGUCAUGCUGUCUUCGACCCCUCCUCAGUCAAGGGACCCCCAGCAUGGGGACAGAAGGACUGUCUGGUCUGCCCUUUUGCCAUCAAGCCAACCUCACGUCGGGUCCCCACAGUUAUAUGCCAGCCAGAGAGAACAGCAGCUGCACUGAGGGAUCACUCUUUCCUCCUCCCCGGAAUGCUGUCAAGUUGACCAAGAAGCGAGCACUGUCCAUCUCACCUCUGUCAGAUACCAGCCUGGACCUGCAGACAGUUAUCCGCACCUCACCCAGCUCCCUUGUGGCCUUCAUCAAUUCCCGCUGCACAUCUCCUGGAGGCUCCUAUGGCCAUCUCUCCAUUGGCACCAUGAGCCCUUCUCUGGGAUUCCCACCUCAGAUGAAUCACCAAAAAGGGAGCUCACCUUCCUUUGGAGUGCAGCCCUGUGGCCAUGACUCCAACCGGGGUGGGAUGAUGCCACAUCCUCAGUCCCGGGGACCCCUCCCAACUUGUCAGCUGAAGUCAGAGCUGGACAUGCUGGUUGGCAAGUGCCCAGAGGAGCCUUUGGAAGGUGAUAUGUCCAGCCCCAACUCCACAGGCACACAGGAUCCCCUGUUGGGGAUGCUAGAUGGGCGAGAAGACCUCGAGAGAGAGGAAAAGCCUGAGCCUGAGUCUGUAUAUGAGACUGACUGCCGCUGGGAUGGUUGCAGCCAGGAAUUUGACUCCCAGGAGCAGCUGGUGCACCAUAUCAACAGUGAACACAUUCAUGGAGAACGGAAGGAGUUCGUGUGCCAUUGGGGGGGCUGCUCCAGGGAGCUGAGGCCCUUCAAAGCCCAGUACAUGCUGGUGGUACACAUGCGCAGACACACAGGCGAGAAGCCACAUAAGUGCACGUUUGAAGGGUGUCGGAAGUCAUACUCACGCCUUGAAAACUUGAAGACACAUCUGCGGUCACACACGGGUGAGAAGCCAUACAUGUGUGAGCACGAGGGCUGCAGUAAAGCGUUUAGCAAUGCCAGUGACCGCGCCAAGCACCAGAAUCGGACCCACUCUAAUGAGAAGCCGUAUGUGUGCAAGCUCCCUGGCUGCACCAAACGCUACACAGACCCCAGCUCACUCCGAAAACACGUCAAGACAGUGCAUGGUCCUGAUGCCCAUGUGACCAAGCGACAUCGAGGGGAUGGCCCCUUGCCCCGGGCACCAUCCCUUUCCACAGUGGAGCCCAAGAGGGAGCAGCGAGAAGGAGGCUCCAUCAGGGAAGAGAGCAGACUGACUGUGCCAGAGGGUGCCAUGAAGCCACAGCCCAGCCCUGGGGCACAGUCUUCCUGCAGCAGUGACCACUCUCCAGCAGGCAGCGCAGCCAACACAGACAGUGGCGUGGAAAUGGCUGGCAAUGCAGGGGGCAGCACUGAGGACCUGUCUAGCUUGGAUGAGGGGACUUGUGUUGCUGGCACUGGACUGUCCACUCUUCGCCGCCUUGAGAAUCUCAGGCUGGACCAGCUGCAUCAACUCCGGCCAGUAGGGCCACGGAGUCUCAAACUGCCCAGCUUGACCCACACUGGCACCCCUGUGUCCCGCCGUCUGGGCCCUCCAGCCUCUCUUGAUCGCCGCAGCAGCAGCUCCAGCAGCAUCAGCUCUGCCUACACUGUCAGCCGCCGUUCCUCCCUUGCCUCCCCUUUUCCCCCUGGAUCCCCACCAGAGAAUGGGGCGUCCUCCCUGCCUGGCCUCACACCUGCCCAGCACUACCUGCUCCGGACAAGAUAUGCUUCAGCCAGGGGCGGUGCUACCCCACCCAUAGCAGCACCCAGCCUGGAUCGGGUGGGGAGUCUCCCUGCACCUUCUUGGAGAAGUAAAGCUGAGUAUCCAGGAUAUAACCCCAAUGCAGGGGUCACCCGUAGGGCCAGUGACCCAGCCCGAGCUGCCGACCGCCCUGUUCCAGCCAGAGUCCAGCGGUUCAAGAGCCUGGGUUGUGUCCACAUACCCCCUACUGUGGCAGGGGGAGGACGGAACUUUGAUCCUCACCUCCCAACCUCUAUCUAUUCACCACAGCCUCCCAGCAUUACAGAGAACAUUGCCAUGGAUACUAGAGGGCUACGGGAGGAGCCAGAGGUUGGGACUUCCAUGAUGGGCAGUGGUCUGAACCCCUAUAUAGACUUCUCAUCUGAUGAUACUCUAGGAUAUGGGGGGCCUGAAGGGGCAGCGGCAGAGCCUUAUGGAGCUAGGGGUCCAGGUGCCUUGCCUCUUGGGCCUGGUCCACCUACCACCUAUGGCCCCAGCCCCUGUCCCCAACAGGUCUCCUAUCCUGACACCACUCCAGAAACAUGGGGUGAGUUCCCUUCAGUACACUCUGGGCUAUAUCCAAGUCCCAAGACUCCAGGUGGAGCCUAUAGUCAGUGUCCUCGACUUGAACAUUAUGGACAAAUACAAGUGAAACCAGAACAAGGAUGCCCAGUGGGGUCUGACUCCACAGGACUGGCACCCUGCCUCAAUGCCCAUCCCAGGGAGGGACUCGCAUGCCCACAGCCCCCAUUCUCCCAUUACCCCCAGCCUCCUCCUCCCCAGUAUCCUCAGACAGGUCCCUAUCCUCAGCCACCCCCUGAUUAUCUUCCUUCAGAACCCAGGUCUGAUCUUGAUUUUGAUUCUCCCACUCAUUCUACUGGACAGCUCAAGGCUCAACUUGUUUGUGAUUAUGUUCAGUCUCAGCAAGAGCUCCUCUGGGAGGGUGGGGGCAGGGGAGAGGCCCCAGUCCAGGAACCUUCCUAUCAAAAUUCCAAGUUUCUGGAGGAUUCUCAAAUUAGUCCAAGCCCUGCCAAAGCCCCAAUGGCCACAUAUGAACCUGGCUUUGCACCCAGCUUGCCCAAUCACAAGUCAAGCUCCUACCCCACACAUUCAUCAUGCCAUGAAAAUUUUGCUGUGGGAGCGAACAGAACCUCCCAUAGGGGAACAGCACCACCCCGGCUUCUGCCUCCAUUGCCCCCUUGCUAUGGGCCCCUCAAGGCAGGGGGAACCAACCCCAGCUGUGGUCAUCCUGAAGUUGGCAGGCUGGGAACAGGUCCUGCCUUGUACCCUCCUCCUGAAGGGCAGGUAUGUAACCCUCUGGACUCUCUUGAUCUUGACAACACUCAGCUGGACUUUGUGGCUAUUCUGGAUGAGGCCCAAGGGCUGAGUCCUCCUCCUUCCCAUGAUCAGGGAGACAGCUCUGAACAUACCCCACCUUCCUCUGGGCCCCCCAACAUGGCUGUGGGCAACAUGAGUGUAUUACUGGGAUCCCUACCUGGAGAGACACAAUUCCUCAACUCUAGUGCCUAAAUGGUGAAGAAUACCAUCCAUAAAACCCUCAUUUCCUAAGGCUUCCAUUCCUCCAGGGGAGUUGGGGAGAGGAGCCACAGAUCCCUGCAGAAGAUGCCCCAGGGAUGGAAGAUUUAGGUUGGGGGCUGUAUUUAAUCUGCGUAUGUUUUGGAGAGGAAUUUUAUAAUGACACUGAUUCCUGAAAAUAAAGGAACUGCAUCAGAAAAAAAA